UGGGGACAUCCGGGCUCAGACCCCCCCUGGCAAGGUGUGUGACGCCAGAAGCGGAGCUGAGCCUCAUAUUUGGGCACGGAGCAGGUUAUUGGAGCCCGAGGCCUCCCCACAUGGGAGAUAACCCAACUGAUAACGGGCUCAGAAGGUGCUGCUGCCUCCAUUGGCUGCGGCGCUGCCUAUAAAUCACCCAGCCCGACCCAGGAGGCAGAGGGGGGGGUCCUGGUGUGCGAGAUGGUGCCUGUGAGGGUGCUGGGGGCUCUCCUGUGGGUGCAGCUCAGCGUGGGGCAGCCGCGGAGCACCGCAGAGCCCCAGGCUGAGCUGAGCACGGCGCAGGGCCCCGAUGAGCUGCGGCUGGUGGGUGGUGGUGGGCGCUGCGCCGGGAGGGUGGAGGUGAAGCAUGAAGGUGAAUGGGGCUCCGUCUGCAGCUACGACUUCGACUGGGACACCCGCAGGGGCACCGUGGUGUGCCGGCAGCUCGGCUGUGGCACGGCGGCCACGGCGUCCCCGUACGCUCCGUUCGGGCAGGGCACCGGCCGCAUCUGGCUCCACGUUCUCUGCAACGGCAACGAGGCAACGCUGCAGGAUUGUCUCAGUUUCGGAUGGGGCCAGCACUUCUGCAGCCACGAGCGCGAUGUGGGGGUGACCUGCACAGAUGCAGUGGAGCUGAGGCUGGCGGGCGGCAGCGGUCCCUGCGAUGGGAAGGUGGAGCUGAAGCUGCGGGGACGCUGGGGCUCGGUGGCGGACGACACGUGGGACAUGAUGGAUGCGGAGGUGGUUUGCCAGCAGCUGGGCUGCGGCUCGGCCACCAGGGCCUACAUCAAAGGCAGAAGCUACAGCAGCGGUGACCCCCCUGUCAACAUGGCACUGGUGAACUGCCGUGGGUACGAGAAAGCGCUUUGGGAGUGCGAGGUGAGGGGCUGGGGGCCCUAUGAAGGCUUCUACGUCUUCGACACCGGUGUCGUCUGCCAAGGCUUCUCCCGGCUGGUUGGUGGCGAUGGCCCCUGCGCGGGGCGGCUGGAGGUGCGGCAGGGCCGAGCGUGGGCCGGGCUCUGUGAGGAUGCUGUGGAGCUGAAGGCUGCCCAGGUCGUGUGCCGGGAGCUGGGCUGCGGCUCGGUGCUGGCUGUGCCCGGGGCCGGCCUGUUCCCGGCGGCAUCGGAGCCGCAAUGGGACGCAGGAUUCGAGUGCAGCGGCAGCGAGCUCCUCCUGAGCGCCUGCAGGCAGCGGGCACGGAGCGCCCAGGCCUGCAGCGGCCACGCCAGCAUCGUCUGCUCGUCCUACAGCGGCUUCCGGCUGGCGAACCACAGCUCGCGCUGCGCCGGGCGGGUGGAGGUGAUGGCAGGGGGGACGUGGGGGUCCCUCUGCGCCAGCGCCUGGGACCUGCCCGAUGCCCAUGUCCUCUGCCACCACCUGGGCUGCGGCCCUGCCAGCGCCGUGCUCCCGGGAGGCUCCUUCGGCAGCGGGAACGGGACCCUGCGCGUGGAUGCCUUUGGCUGCAGCGGCAGCGAGCAGCACCCAGGCCAGUGCCCCGUGGCGGUGCUGGGGGAGCCAAGCUGCCCCCCCGGGCACGCUGCUGCGGUCGAGUGCUCAGGCGCUGCCGAGCCCCUGCGGCUGCUGGAGGGGCAGAGCCGGUGCGAGGGGCGGCUGGAGGUCCCCACGAGCCCGGGCAGCUGGGCCGCUGUGUCCGCGGGGCUCCGGGCCCCCCAGGCGGCCACCGUGGCGUGCCGGGAGCUGGGCUGCGGCGAGCUGGAGCGGGUGUACCCCGUGGCGGGCCCCGGCGGCGUGGGGCUGCAGGAGGUGCAGUGCGCGGGCAGCGAGGACGCCCUGGCGCAGUGCAACGUCUCGGGCAGGGCCAGUGCUGGGAGCGGCGCUGGCGAGGCUCUGGCUCUUGUGUGCUCCGGCAGCCGGCGGCUGAGGCUGGCGGGGGGCCCUGGGCGCUGUGCCGGGCGUGUGGAGCUCUACGUUGAGGGCGCUUGGAGCCCCGUGUGCCAGGACGCGUGGGACAUCCCGGACGCCGCCGUCGUGUGCCGGCAGAGCAGGGGGGGGUCAUUGGUGACCCCGCUGCUCCUGCUGAGCGCUGCUGCU
This is a messenger RNA of Neopsephotus bourkii (Bourke's parrot), 2082 nucleotides long. RefSeq names its product scavenger receptor cysteine-rich type 1 protein M130-like. The record is from RefSeq and is a predicted model, not a curated record. The transcript has 6 exons. The annotation marks the transcript as partial. Gene Ontology annotation, cellular component: membrane. NCBI's taxonomy places the organism in Eukaryota, Metazoa, Chordata, Aves, Psittaciformes, Psittacidae.